AUGGCUGAACCGCUGAAGGCCUUCUUCGAAAACAAGCCGGUGGAAAAGGCGAAGAAAGAUCCGAAGCGACUGUCUGUGGAGAGGAUCUAUCAGAAGAAGACCCAGCUGGAGCACAUUUUGCUCAGACCGGACUCCUACAUCGGCUCUGUAGAGCCCGUCACUCAGCAAAUGUGGGUUUAUGAUGAGAAUGUUGGACUGAACUGCCGUGAUGUGACUUUUGUGCCUGGUCUCUACAAGAUUUUUGAUGAGAUCCUCGUAAAUGCAGCUGACAAUAAGCAGAGAGAUAAAAACAUGUCCUGCAUCAAAGUCAACAUUGAUGUGGAAAACAACACCAUCAGUGUAUGGAACAAUGGGAAGGGGAUUCCUGUGGUGGAGCACAAGGUGGAGAAGGUUUAUGUGCCCGCUCUCAUCUUUGGACAGCUCCUUACGUCCAGUAACUACAAUGAUGAUCAAAAGAAAGUCACUGGUGGACGUAAUGGAUACGGUGCUAAGCUUUGCAAUAUCUUCAGUACCAAGUUCACAGUGGAGACGGCUUGUAAAGAGUCAAAGAAGACUUUCAAGCAGACUUGGUAUGAUAACAUGGGCAGAGCAGGUGAUAAUAACAUCAAACCAUUUGAUGGAGAAGAGUACACAUGCAUCACCUUCAAACCAGAUCUGCCCAAGUUUAAGAUGAACAUCCUGGACAAAGAUACAGUGGCUCUGAUGACCAGGAGGGCAUACGAUGUUGCUGGAUCCUCAAAGGGGGUCAAGGUGUUCUUCAAUGGCAGGAAGUUGCCAGUUACAGGUUUCCGUAGCUACGUGGACAUGUACGUGAAGGACAAGGUGGAUGAGUUGGGUGGUCCCCUCACUGUGAUCCAUGAUGUUGUCAACGAGCGCUGGGAGGUCUGCCUCACCAUGAGUGAGAAAGGUUUCCAGCAAGUCAGUUUUGUCAACAGUAUUGCUACGACAAAGGGUGGAAGACAUGUUGAUUAUGUGGCUGACCAGGUUGUUGGCAAGCUCAUUGAAGUGGUGAAGAAGAAGAACAAAGCUGGUGUAGCUGUCAAACCUUUCCAGGUGAAGAACCACAUGUGGCUGUUUGUUAAUUGCCUGAUUGAGAACCCCACCUUUGACUCUCAGACUAAAGAGAACAUGACACUGCAGCAGAAGAGCUUUGGCUCUGCUUGUCCUCUAAGUGACAAGUUCAUUAAACAGGCAACAUCUUGUGGGAUUGUGGAAAGUAUCAUGAACUGGGUGAAGUUCAAGGCUCAGUCUCAGCUCAACAAGAAAUGCUCUGCUGUGAAGCACACAAAAAUCAAAGGUGUGCCAAAGCUGGAUGAUGCUAAUGAUGCAGGUGGGAAGAACUCCAUUGGCUGCACACUGAUCCUCACUGAGGGAGACUCGGCCAAGACGCUUGCUGUGUCUGGGCUGGGGGUGAUAGGAAGGGAUCGUUAUGGUGUGUUCCCCCUCAGAGGAAAAAUGCUCAACGUCCGGGAAGCCACACACAAACAGAUUAUGGAAAACGCUGAGAUCAACAACAUCAUCAAGAUCCUUGGCCUUCAAUACAAGAAGAACUAUAGUGACCCAGAUUCCCUUAAAAGUCUGCGCUAUGGCAAGAUCAUGAUCAUGACAGAUCAGGAUCAAGAUGGCUCUCACAUUAAGGGCUUGUUGAUCAACUUCAUUCAUCACAACUGGCCGUCACUGCUCCGCCAUAACUUUCUGGAAGAGUUCAUUACACCCAUCAUCAAGGCAUCCUUUAAGAAAACACAGAUGUCUUUCUACAGCAUCCCUGAGUUUGAAGCAUGGAAGGACAACCAGGCCAACCACAAAUCCUGGAAAAUCAAAUACUACAAAGGUUUGGGAACCAGCACAUCCCAGGAAGCCAAGGAGUACUUCUCUGAUAUGCAGAGACACCGUAUCCCGUUCAAGUACUCUGGGCCUGAGGACGAUGAAGCUAUCACCCUUGCCUUUAGCAAAAAGAAAGUGGAGGAGCGAAAAGAAUGGCUCACAAACUUCAUGAACAACAGGCGUCAGCGCAGGGAGCACAACCUUCCAGAGGAUUACUUGUACGGUCAAUCAACCAAGUUCCUGUCCUACAACGACUUUGUCAACAAGGAGCUUGUGCUUUUCUCCAACUCUGACAACGAGAGGUCCAUUCCCUGCUUGGUAGAUGGUUUGAAGCCAGGUCAGAGGAAGGUGUUGUUCUGUUGCUUUAAGAGGAAUGACAAACGUGAGGUGAAGGUUGCUCAGCUCGCUGGCUCCGUGGCUGAGAUGUCCGCCUACCACCACGGAGAGAUGUCUCUGAUGAUGACGAUCAUCGGUUUAGCCCAGAACUUUGUGGGAAGCAACAACAUGAACAUGCUGCAACCUCUGGGACAGUUUGGAACCAGGUUGCAUGGUGGGAAAGAUUCUGCCAGCCCUCGAUACAUCUUCACCAUGCUCAGUCCGUUGGCCCGCCUUGUUUUCCCACCGGUGGACGACAACCUGCUCAAAUACAACUACGACGAUAAUCAGCGUGUGGAGCCUGAAUGGUACAUUCCCAUUAUCCCCACUGUGCUGGUGAACGGUGCCGAAGGGAUUGGCACAGGCUGGGCCAGCAAGAUCCCCAACUAUGACAUCCGUGAGAUCAUCAGCAACAUCCACCGUAUGCUCAGCGGCGAGGAACCUCUGCACAUGCUUCCAAACUACAAAGGUUUCAGAGGCACCAUUGAGCAUGUGAUGGACAACCAGUACAUGAAUAAUGGAGAGGUGUCCAUCAUUGAUUCACAAACCAUUGAAAUCUCUGAAUUGCCUGUCAAAUCCUGGACACAGGCGUACAAGGAGAACGUGUUGGAGCCGAUGCUGAAUGGAACAGAGAAGGUUCCUCCACUGAUCACUGACUACAAAGAAUAUCACACUGACACCACAGUGAAGUUUGUUGUCAAGAUGACCGAAGAGAAGCUGAGGGAGGUGGAGGCUGCCGGCCUCCAUAAAGUGUUCAAAUUGCAGAGCCCUCUCACCUGCAACUCCAUGGUUCUGUUUGACCAUGUGGGUAGCCUGAAAAAGUACGAGUCUGUGCAAGAUAUCCUCAGAGACUUCUUUGAGCUGAGGAUGAAGUACUACGUUCUGAGAAAAGACUGGCUGGUCGGCAUGCUCGGGGCAGAGAGCGCUAAACUUUCCAACCAGGCCCGUUUCAUCCUGGAGAAAAUCCAGGGCACUCUGGUCAUUGAGAACAAACCCAAAAAGGAGCUCAUUCGGAUGCUUCAACAAAUGGGCUACGACUCGGACCCCGUUAAAGCUUGGAAACAGGCUCAAGAUAAGAAUGAGGAGGAGUUGGAGGAUGAGGAGGAAGGAAGAGAAAACGAGGACAACAGCGGGCCCGACUACAACUACCUGCUGAGCAUGCCCAUGUGGUUCUUGACCAAGGAGAAGAAAGAGGAGCUGUGCAAACAGAGGGAUGCUAAGCUGACAGAACUGAACACGUUGAAGAAAAAGGCUCCAGCAGACCUGUGGAAGGAAGACCUCGCUGCUUUCUCAGAGGAACUGGAGCGCAUUGAGGCCAAGGAAAAGGAGAAUGCCGUGAUGCCUGUAAAGGGAGCAGGGAAAGGCAGAGCUGUGAAGGUGAAGCAGGAGACUUUGCCCACACCACAGGGCCGCCGUGUGGUUCCUCGCGUCACCAGCGCGAUGAAAGCUGACGCUAACAAGAAGGCGCUUGUGAAGAAAGGAGAAGGCAAGAGAGGCAAGAAAGUGAAGAAUGAAGAUUUGGUGAGGAGCAUGGAGUUUGACGAAGACACGGAGAACGUCGAACCACAUAAGGAACUUUCUUUGAUCGCACGAGUGAGCAAGGCUAAAGGAGUUUCAAAAUCUGGCAAGCAGACCACUCUAAAGUUCCAGCCAGUUGCCAAGAAGCCAAAGAAGAACCCGUGGUCGGACGAGUCUGAGCAUUCUUCCAACAGUGAAGUGGAGUCGGAGGAAGAAGUUCGUCCCAGGGAGAGGAUAGAACGUAAAACUAAAGCUCCAGUCAAGUACAGCCUGUCUGACAGUGAAGAAGAGUUUGAUGACUGGGACAAGAAGAGCGCUCCCAAAAGGAAGGCGAUCGUCGAUGAUGAUGAUGACACAAGCUUUGCCCCAGAGCCCAGCGCCAUGUCCGAUAGUGAUGGGAACGCUCCAGCUCCGUCUCCCAAAGCGCCAGAACCCAAGAAAAUGGCAGCGAAGACAAAAACUGUUAAACAAACCAAAACCAAGUCGAGCUCCCCGUCUGAUGACGCUGCACCCAAGGCUGCGAAACAGAAAAGCACCAAAGAGGCCACGCCAAAGAAAGCUGCUCCUGCCAAGAAAGCAGCCGCUUCCAAAAAGAAGGCAGCAGACGUGAAGCAGCCAUCCAUCUUGGAUGCUCUCUCAAAGUCCAAACCUGCAUCCAGCACAGCUGUCAAAAAGGUGCCUUCAUUUAACUCCAGUGACUCAGAGGGCGAUGAGGUUCCGGUUCCAAAGACCAAGCCUGCUUUGAAACGGAAACAAGCAGUCAGUGACGAGUCAGACAGCAGUUCAAACGACCUCAUGUCACGGCUCAAGGCUAAAAUUACCGCCGGCAACAAGAAAAACAAGAAAUGGGAUGAGGAUGACAGCUUCCAGGUUUCAGACCAAGAAACGGCAGCUGUGGCGGCCGUUGCACCGCGGAACAAACCCACGCGUGCCAGGAAACCCAUCACCUACAACCUGGACUCAGACUCUGACUCAGACUGAGUUACUGCACAUGUUUUAGGUUCUGUGGCGUUGAUCGUAGGAGUUUCAGUAAACCUUUUCUUCUGUUAUUAACCUGAUAUCACUUUUAU
Nematolebias whitei (Rio pearlfish) is the source of this 4787-nucleotide messenger RNA. It is a transcript of the gene top2a, whose product is annotated as DNA topoisomerase II alpha. Gene Ontology annotation, cellular component: nucleus. NCBI's taxonomy places the organism in Eukaryota, Metazoa, Chordata, Actinopteri, Cyprinodontiformes, Rivulidae. The record is from RefSeq and is a predicted model, not a curated record. Gene Ontology annotation, molecular function: ATP binding; DNA topoisomerase type II (double strand cut, ATP-hydrolyzing) activity; DNA binding. The coding region runs from base 1 to 4698 and encodes 1565 amino acids. Gene Ontology annotation, biological process: resolution of meiotic recombination intermediates; sister chromatid segregation; DNA topological change. The transcript is spliced from 35 exons.